CACCUCUCUACACCCACACAUCUAUAUAGAUCAUGACCCACGACGUCGACACCACCUCUCCCUUCCUCCGCAUCCCAUGGACAGCCCGUCUCCUCUCCCAACCAAACAUUCUCACCGCAAUCCCCCAAUCUCGAACACCCAAAGCGUCCACCGAAGACAGCCUCUUCGCCGAAAUCCUCAAAACCUCUCGAACUCUCCGUAGCUGCAUUCUUUUCUAUCGCAAUUCUGACCACGUGGGAGUGGAAGAAGUUACGGCAUUGUAUUUUGUUGGAAAUGGCAUGAAUGGCCAUUCGGGAAUUAUCCAUGGAGGUAUCACGGCGACGUUGAUUGAUGAGAGUAUGGGAAUGUUGCAGACUGUGAAUUUGGAACGGGAGCGGGAGGGUGGAAAUUUUGGGGAAGAAGAAGGAGGGCUGGGGAGUUUUACGGCGUAUUUGAAUGUGCAGUAUAAGAGACCUGUGAGCACGCCUGGUGCUAUUGCGGUUGUGGUGAAGAGGGUUAGGAAGGAGGGGAGGAAGGAGUGGUUGAGCGCGGAGUUGAAGCAGUGGAGUGGUAGUGAUCGUUCUCGUGGGGAUGGAGAUGAAGAGGGGGAGCUUGUGGUUUGUGCUACCGGGGAGGCGUUGUUCGUGACUCCGAGGGCUGUGGGCAGUAAGCUGUGAGAGAUGGACUAUUGUAAGAGAUGGGCAUUCUAUCAGAGCCAGGACGAUGGAGACAUCAGAUCAUGGUUGCAGGAGAGCAGAGAGCCGCAGGACGAUCAUGGUCAUAUGUGCAGCUGAGAGAUGAGGACAUGAAAAUGUUCAAGACAACACUACGAACAUUGCAAUUGAGGACACGUCCUAGCCACAAGCCGAAUGUGGUCACGAAGCUCGCGGCAGCAUUGAAGGUACAUUCCGACACCUACAUCCUCGGAGGCGGCCUUGAUCUUUAUACCGAUCCUGGCAUUUUGUCGCCUGCUCAGGCAAUACGGUCGACCUGAGCUGGGAGGACUCCUUUUCCGACCAAUUGACGAGCCGGGAAGCCUCCAAAUACCAGCGAGUCAAGAUCCGAUCGAACAUUGCAAAGAGGACAUUGGGCCAGAAAAAGUGAAAUGCACAAAGCGUCAGUUGCGCUGUCCUCGUAGCGAUUUAAAUGCUGGAGGACUGAUUAUUCGCAGCUCCUUAUGGAGAAGUUGCGCUGGACCGAGCAAACGAGUCCAUGUGUGCUCCCUGAAGCAGUGGUAGGUACUUCUCAGGGUGAAUACACUGUCCUUCCUUGUCCUUUAUGGGAGCAGUACACAUGCUACCACUCGGAUACCUGUAUGCGGAGAAGCUACAAUGGGUAAGGUACGGAGGAGGUAGUGUUACUUUUGUACCUAGGUAAACAACAAUGUGCCGUUCAAUGUCGCCAUCGCCAAUACCACAAUAGGUACGCGGCAGCAGAAUGACCUGUUAUUCGCAAG
Molecule: messenger RNA, 1435 nt
Organism: Sphaerulina musiva SO2202
Lineage: Eukaryota; Fungi; Ascomycota; Dothideomycetes; Mycosphaerellales; Mycosphaerellaceae
Exons: 1
Coding region: 33-656 (207 amino acids)
Source: RefSeq, a predicted model, not a curated record